CAAAGGCGAAGCCCUAAUCUUUAAUUUAGCCUUCUCUUCAUCUUCAUCUUCAUCUUCAUGUGCCCUUCCCCACAUGCUCUCGAUCAUAUCUAUUUCUUUCCCUAUAAAAUCCAUUUCUUCCCUUUUCUUCUAACUUCCUCUAACUUACAAAAACCUCUCUUCUCUACUCUAAUGGCUUCCAUUUCUUCUUCCCUUCUUUCUCUCCUCCUCCUUCUCUUCCCUUUCAUUUCAGGUGUAGUAAAUUCGUCAACUUUCACCAUUUUAAAUCAAUGUGAUUACACGGUGUGGCCAGGAGUUUUGUCCGGCGCUGGCACUUCACAGCUCUCCACCACCGGCUUCGUUCUUGAGAAAGGUCAGUCCAACGCUAUCACCAUGCCGCCGGGAUGGUCCGGCCGCAUUUGGGGCCGCACUUAUUGCUCCCAAGAUGCCACCGGUAGGUUCUCCUGUGCCACUGCCGACUGCGGCUCCGGCAUCGUCGAGUGCAACGGUGCUGGCGCUACCCCGCCCGCCACCCUUGCGGAGUUCACGCUCAACGGUGCGGGCGGGCUCGAUUUCUACGAUGUCAGCCUUGUAGAUGGGUACAAUGUGCCCAUGUUAAUCACACCACAAGACGGAACAGGUGGGGGAAACUGCACAACAAUUGGAUGUGCAACAGAUUUAAACAGCGAAUGUCCGGCGGAACUAAGAGUGGUGUUGAGCGACGGAGGUGAAAGAAGCGUAGCAUGUAAAAGCGCAUGUGAGGCUUUUGGUGAUGCACGAUAUUGUUGUAGUGGUGAAUAUGGGAAUCCAAACACUUGUAGACCAUCAUCUUAUUCAGAGUUGUUCAAAUCCGCAUGUCCACAAGCUUAUAGUUAUGCGUACGACGACGGUAGCAGCACAUUCACUUGCACUGCUGCCAAUUACCUCAUCACCUUUUGUCCAUCUCUUUCAACAAGUUUGAAAUCAUCAAACGGGCAGUACCCACGGGCAGUGGACAUCUCAAGAGCCCAGAAUUCGGGCAGACCCUCAACGUCAGUAGCAGCCGUUAUCUCCACCGUCACGGCAACUCUAAGCUGGCGAUUUUUGCGUCUCUUUUAAACCAAUUUUUAAACCUUCUCCACCCGCCAUCAUUGGGCCCUCGGCCCAUAAUCGGGCCCAUACAGCAUGGAAUUUUUAGAUAGAUUCAUUCACACUUCUAUCUUUUUCUUUUUUCUUUUUUCUUUUUUUCUUUUUUAGGUUUUUUGUUGUAUAGUAUUGGAUUUUUAGGGUUUUUUUUUUCCUUUCUAUUUUUUAGAAGAAAAAGAAAAUCCUUUUUAAUUUUGGGAAAAUUAAUUUUUUUUUUUUUUGAUAUCAAAAUUGGGGUGUGCCUUUUCUAGAGGAUGGGUAGAUUUUUGUUUGUACACACAAAAGCAUAAAUUGAAAGGGCAGUGAA
Messenger RNA from Cucumis melo (muskmelon), 1411 nucleotides. Its product is annotated as thaumatin-like protein 1b. Gene Ontology annotation, biological process: defense response. The record is from RefSeq and is a predicted model, not a curated record. NCBI's taxonomy places the organism in Eukaryota, Viridiplantae, Streptophyta, Magnoliopsida, Cucurbitales, Cucurbitaceae. The transcript is spliced from 4 exons. Gene Ontology annotation, cellular component: extracellular region. The coding region runs from base 58 to 1077 and encodes 339 amino acids.